Molecule: messenger RNA, 1407 nt
Organism: Colletotrichum spaethianum
Lineage: Eukaryota; Fungi; Ascomycota; Sordariomycetes; Glomerellales; Glomerellaceae
Product: protein RRNAD1
Exons: 1
Coding region: 1-1407 (468 amino acids)
Source: RefSeq, a predicted model, not a curated record
AUGAUCACUCUGCCAAGCUCUUAUGCCCACAUCGCCAGUUACGCAGAUGAUCUGUUUGACUUCAUUGAUACGCCUUUGUUCCGCCAGAUCACAGGCGACAUCCACGUCAAUGACGCGUUAAUCCUUAACGCAUGGGAGACUUUACCUUCGGAGUGGACGACUUGGUGGACCUUAAUUCCAGAUCAUCGCCUUGCACAGCAAGACUUGAUUGAUAGCAUCGAAGAACCGACCAACAUCUCAUCCACCACAGGCGAUUCCGAAGAUGACAGAAAAAUCCAAUAUCUGCGAAACCGGCCAGAGUCGCUGACCAAAUGGUUGGAAACCCUUCAAGCACUUUCUCUUCCCCGUGUUCAACGUCUAGGUCAAACGAUUAUCCUUCCAGACGUUCUGGCGGAUCGUAUGAAAACGAAAAAGAUAGCGGAAGUCUCCACCGCUACCGCUUAUAUUCAGAACGUUUGCCAGGCGAACAAUAUUACCCACGUCAUCGACAUGGGAUCUGGACAAGGCUACCUCUCUGUAGCUCUUGCUUUCCUCUAUCCAAAUCUUCGGGUCCUGGCCAUCGAUGGCAGCGAGUCUCAGAUUGCCGCCUCAAAAGCGUGUGCCGCCAGCCUCGGAAUCCCGGAGUGCAGAAUCCAACAUAUGCAGCGCUACAUCGACGGGACGGCGCCUCUAGCAGCUGAGAUGGCCGCCUGGGCUGGAGGGAACGAGUGCAUGCUCGUCGGUCUACACGCCUGCGGGAGUCUGUCCGAACACAUGCUGAGAUACUUCACCACGGUGCCAUUUAUCACUCGUCUGGGCGCAGUCGGUUGUUGUUAUAACCAUAUCGCCCCACGCUCUGCAGCCAGCCCGGAUGGGUUUCCCGUCAGUGAGAAUUUGAGGAAAAGAGGUGUUGUGUUGAGCGCCACGGCGCUGAUGACGGGCUGCCAGGCGCCAAACAAUUGGGAGAGGGCAGACUUGAGUAAAGAGGAGUCUGAGUAUUCAAGGCGACGCUUUUAUCGAGCGCUUAUGGAGAAGGUCUUUUUCGACAAAGGCAUUGAGCUCGAUAGGGAGAACAGGCCAGUCUGGGGCGUGCGAAAGGGUGAUACGGCCAGCUUUACAAGGUUUGCACGGAGGGCCGUAGAGUUUCUCGGUGUUGACGGUAGCGGGAUUAGCGACGAAGAUCUUGCGUCUUAUGAAAAUCGGUACCGGAACUACAGCGGCAAGAUAGCGAUUUUGUGGACGCUCAGUGUGCUGUGCUGUAAGGUUGUCGAGAGCGUAAUUGCUCUUGAUCGAUAUUUGUUUCUUACUGAGAACGGAGGGGAGAAUGUAGACGUUCUGCCGAUUUUUGACUACAAAAUCUCGCCAAGAAAUCUAAUGCUUGUAGCCAAUAAGGGUGCUACGCAAGGCAACGCAUCAACUACUGUCUAG